AUGAAACACACACUGCAGAAGAAUGGCAAAGUAACCUUCGAAGAAUGGGACAUGGACCUACGGACCCCGCUGUCCACAGACGGUAUCUUAGACCUGAUCAGUUCAAAGCUACGCCGCCCUUCAAAGGAGAACACAACAAAGGAGAACACAACAAAGGAGAACACAACAAAGGCCAACAACUGGAGAAAGAUGUCAACUGCCACAGCACGCUGGCUCUGGGAGAACAUCAGCAAAGACCUACAGAGAAGAAUCACAGCUAACGCUUCCCAUACAUGGUCCAUCGCUCCACCAAUUUGGGUGUUGGCCGAAGCUACUUUACAGUAUGAUAUUGAUGAUGGAGAGGAUGACACCCAAGGAGGCACUUCAAAGUGUCUCAGCGCACAGCAGUUCUUUGCUUAUUAUCUCUUCAAGCGGCCCGGUGAGUUCAAUACCCUACACCAUGGAGGCAUGUUAUAUCAACAGCUCCUGGUGGACCAGUAUGCAAGUAUUGUACAGGCGCGGUUAGAGUGGCUCCGCUUCCACCAGCCUGAGAUCCGAGCGGACACAUACGCCAACCUGAGAACAGCCAUCGAUACAGCAACUACGGAUGGGGCGACAGGUUCAUCAGAAUUCGACGAGAGGUUCAUCCUCCCAGCGUCAUACACCGGCAGUCCAAGUUUCAUGUGGAAAAUUCGCCAGAACGCAUUCGCGAUAGCAUUUGUCCUUGGUCCAUCGGCUCUGUUUAUCAUGAUGACAGGAAACUCCGCGUGGCAGGAGGUUGAAGCUGAAAUUGAGGACAGUCAGAAGCCUCUAGACCGGGCAGACAUCAUCUCAUGGGGUUUUCAGCAGAAGAAGCAGCAGCUCUUCCGUGAAAUCCAGGAGAAGGAGAUCUUCGGGACAUGCACUGGUCGUUUCUCAACCAUUGAGUAUCAGAAGCGUACCUUGACGCAUAUUCACCUUAUGGUUUUUUGGCGAACUAUCUGA
Molecule: messenger RNA, 963 nt
Organism: Penicillium malachiteum
Lineage: Eukaryota; Fungi; Ascomycota; Eurotiomycetes; Eurotiales; Aspergillaceae
Exons: 2
Coding region: 1-963 (320 amino acids)
Source: RefSeq, a predicted model, not a curated record